GUACGAGAAGUAGUUAUUUUAUGCGUCCGGGAAGGAUGCAGUCCCGUUGUUUUCUCCAUAAAAAAUCAGCCACUAGAUCGUCCUGAAGGAGCGAAAAAUGAUAUUGUGUUGAACACAUAAGCUUUCUUGAAUUACUGAAAAUCUGUACGUUUCCGUUUGUUGGAUUAUGGAUAAAAUUCUUCGUGGGUUCUUCUGCCUACCGCAGAUCAUUGUACCAGUUGUGUUACUUGCAUGCAUAAAUUCAGUCGGAUGUUCGUCACAUGAAGAGCACAGUAAUGGGGUGCAGCGUUACCGGCGACAGGCUCCCAUCCGCUAUUCAUCAUCAGAAUAUGAUGACAACUAUUUUGAGAAGAAUGUUCGCGCUGUGUAUGCACCGGGCGGAAAUGCGUGCGCUUACGGAAAUUUACGAGGAUCAUAUCAAAAUCGGAUGAACUACAAAGCGCGUACCGGUGGCUACCUGAACCGGAUAAACAACCGGCAGUACGACUACGGUAACACCAGGGAUCGCUCCAAAUACAAUUCCGGACGUUAUGCUGACUACCCAUCGCUCUACGGCAACAAUACGCACAACGGGAAUUACGACGACCAGUACUCAUAUAGAAAUCUCACCAAGGAUUACCCGCAACGCUCUUCUUAUAAGAAAAAUGACUACUAUGAUUCAUCCGACCGAUCCCCAUACAAGCCACGUGAAUACGGAAGACAGUCCUCGCCCCGAUACCGGUAUGACGACUACACCUACCCGGAUACGUGUCCACAAUGUCCGCAGUGUCCGGCGACAUGUCCCUCCACGAGCACCAUGGCCAGUAGUAGUGCGGCUACACCGGCACCGGAUGAUGAUGACCAGUCCAGCUCGCCGGCGCCCAUAUCCGGCGUUGACUCCAACGGGCUACUGGUGCUGCCGUCCGAUUGCGAUUUACAAUCGCCAACGAAUGACUGCUACCUGAAGAAACAGUCAACGCCAUUCCGCUGUACACAGGAUCAGUGCGCCCAGACGAAAGCCGCGCAACAGAAUUCUGGCGUCAAAAUAUUCGCUCCCAGCAGUGUGACGGUAUCACAAUGUGUUUUCCGGAAAUAUGAUACUUUACUCUUUACAUAUAACGUCUGUCAAAUCCCGCAAGCCAAGCCCUUUAAUCUGAACGAUGUCAGCAAAGGCUUUGCAUGUGGUGGAGUGGACACCGAUUGCUUCAAACCCAGACCGACCUCUGUGUCCAUUUCCGAAGUGAAAAAAUGCGGAGUCAACCUAUCAUCCGCCACGGCACCUUUUACACUGCAGUGUACACUGUCGCUUUCGGAUGGCUCCAAUGUCUUGGAUGCCGCUGUUAUCAACAUAACGGUGCUUCCAGAUUGCCGAUGCUGAGCAGUUUCAUGGCUUCUGAAAGACGGACAACAAAAACGGACGGACGGCAAAAACGUUUUCUUGCAAUAUCGCUGUCUGAUGUAACAAUUUUGAAGAAGGUUUUAAUUAUGGUAGCGCGUAUAUAACAAAGUCUACCCAGCAUUAUCAACAGGUUUUACUAAAAUUGGUGUGUGGAAAAAAUUGAAUAAUGUCGAGUCUACGUCAUUUUAACACGCCCACGGAAUCACAUAUACUGUAUCUACUUAUAAAUUUAAGAUUGCAGAUAAAUGCUCGGUUUCACCUUUGCAUCGUUUCCACUGUACUUGU
This is a messenger RNA of Paramacrobiotus metropolitanus, 1663 nucleotides long. RefSeq lists its product as uncharacterized. Bases 167 to 1357 code for a protein of 396 amino acids. NCBI's taxonomy places the organism in Eukaryota, Metazoa, Tardigrada, Eutardigrada, Parachela, Macrobiotidae. The record is from RefSeq and is a predicted model, not a curated record. The transcript has 6 exons.